Messenger RNA from Ziziphus jujuba (common jujube), 2289 nucleotides. RefSeq lists its product as uncharacterized. The coding region runs from base 186 to 2018 and encodes 610 amino acids. Lineage: Eukaryota; Viridiplantae; Streptophyta; Magnoliopsida; Rosales; Rhamnaceae. Gene Ontology annotation, molecular function: translation initiation factor activity; RNA binding. The transcript has 9 exons. Gene Ontology annotation, biological process: formation of translation preinitiation complex; translational initiation. The record is from RefSeq and is a predicted model, not a curated record.
CACCGCCUCAAAUCAAUACAUUUUUCCAGAAACUUCCUGCAUUCUAAAUAUCCCUAAAGCACGCACGGGAUGAGUGAGGUUUCGUCACUUGGAACUCUGAAGACGACGUGAAAAAAAAAAAAAGAAGGAAAAACCACAUUCUAUCAGCUGAGAGAAGGGGAAAAAAAAAAUAAUAAUAAAAAAAAAUGUUCAAGAAGGCAGUGGAGGCAAAGUCACACCAGAGGCUAUCCGGUGCUGAUAGGAAGAAGCUGAAGAGGAGCAUCAAGGACAAGUUCCCCAGAGCUUCUGAUACCGACAUCGAUUCCUUGCUCCCUCCUAAGGCGGAGAUAACAGUUGCGAAACUUCAAAACCGUGUUCAUGUAUAUGGUGUGGAAGGAGGAUUCCCUAUGUUUUUUGAUGUUGAUGGCCGAGGCAAUGAAAUAUUCCCCACAGUUUAUGCUCUCUGGAAGGUCCCCGAUAUCUUGCCUUAUUUCUUGUUGAAAGGGGGUGAGGUCUCUCGAUAUGUUAUUGGAGGUGCAGAUCUGAUGUUUCCCGGUAUCAGUGUACCUGCUGAAGGUUUACCUUCGUUUUCAGCUGGCGAAUUGUGGGCAGUAAAAGUCCCAGGAAAUCCAGCACCAAUUGCAGUUGGGAGUACCACCAUGAGCAGUACUGAAGCAUUGAAAGCUGGUUUGAGGGGAAAAGCUUUAAAAAUUGCUCACUAUUAUGGUGAUGUGCUUUGGGAAUCAGUUGAGGGCCACUAUGUUCCAAAUGCAGGAUUUUUUGAAGAUGCUGUAUUCGAGGACCCUGCACUGUCAUCGUGUCAGACUUCAGAUUCAUGUAAUGAUGCCAAUGAUUCUUCACAUAAUCAAGAUGUCAAUAUUGACAAAGAAGUGGGGGAAUCUGUUGAUGUAGCUGAUGACCAUUCUGUACCUAAUUCUGCUUCAAUAACUCAGAUUGAUGCUGGUAACGAUACUGCUGAAGAGAUCACUUCAAGUGUGGCUGAUUUGAAGGUAGCAGAUAACCCUGUUGCUGAUGAGCCUGGUGCUGAGGAUCAACAUCCUUUGUCCACCGAGGAUGUGGACAUGCUUUUGGACAAAUGCCUUUUGCAGGCAUUGCAUACGACAGUUAAAGAGAAAGACCUUCCCAUGCCAGGAAGCACGCUAUGGUCAAAUCAUGUACUACCUUGUAGGCCUUCAGGCACCACACUUGACAUCAAGAAGUCAUCCUACAAGAAAUUGUCAAAGUGGUUACAAGCUAAAGCUUCUGCAGGAUUGAUCACAGUGAAGGAAGAUAAAUACAAAAAGGAGGCUGUUUUAUUUUCUGUUAACCGCAGCCAUUCAGAUUACUCAUCCUUCAAGCCAGAGAAAAGACGAGUUGAAAAUGAGCACACUAGUGAUCAUGCUGGCAGUGAAAGCCGGUCAAAUAAAGUGCUUGAAUUGGCGGAAGUCUACAAACCAAGCGUACAUGUGAAUCCCAUAUUUUCUGCUGUAGGAGCUGAAACAGGAAAACUUUACAGUGCUUCAGAGGCCACUGAUAUUGUCUUCAAAUAUGUUGAGAAAGAAAACCUUGUCAAGCCUACAAACAAGGCUAUUGUGGUUCUGGAUGCAACAUUAUGUGAUGCAUUAUUCAAGGGAGCAAUCAAGAAAGGAACAACAUACCCUACAGAAGUUCAUAAGAAAGAUAUAGGAUCAACAUUCAUAAACCGGAUGCAAGCUCAUCACAUUGUAACAAGGGGAGGUGAGUCAGUUGUUCGUAAAGGUGCUCUUAAAACAUUACAGAUAAUGACAGAACGAAGGCAAGGUAACAAGAAGGUGACAAAACUCUCUGGGAUGGAAACCUUUUUGGUGGAUCCUGAAGCUUUGGCUUCAGAAUUGCAGAAAAAGUUUGCUUGCAGCACAUCUGUGGGAGAACUACCAGGUAAGAAAGGACACGAGGUUCUAGUUCAAGGUGGUGUAAUUGAUGACCUGGCAAAACAUAUGAUUGAGCAAUACGGGAUCCCAAAAAGAUGCAUUGAAGUUCUUGAUAAAACCAAAAGAUGAGACUUUGGACAAAUAUUUUGUUCUCUUCCUUCUCGAUGAAGUUGAGGUAAAAUGGUUGAAGAUCAUGUUCCUGGUUAGAGGUGUGAUUUGCAUUUGGCAAACUGCAGAUUUUUGGUUUCCAGAGUGUUGCAAGUUUGAGAAGGUGCGUGGAGUUGCGAGAAGUAGUUGAAUAGGCAUCAAUAAUUUUUAUUGAAAAAAUUUAAUCCCUACGUUGUGGAAGGUGUACAAAUUUUUUAAUAUAUACACAAAUUACGCAGCAUCGGUUUUACCA